GCCAUUCGCGGCCUCGGCUGUCAAUCACUGGGUCCCAGCCAGUGAUUACUCGCCGCCAACCAGUGAUCACCGAGUAUUACUGACGGGGGAGAGAAUUGUAUGUAAACAGUACAGAUCUCUCUCCUGUCAGGUCCUGCACACUGCUUUGUAUGGCUUUGCAUAGCAGAGCCAGUGGAAAGCACACACACACCAUACUGUGAAACAGCACACAGUUAACCCUUUGAUCGCUCCAGAUGUUAACCCCUUCCUGCCCAGUGCCAUUAGUACAGUGUCAGUGCUUUUUAUUAGCACUGAUCACUGUAUUAGUGUUACUGGGGAUGUCAUUGACACCAAGUCAGUUCCCCCCAGUGCCAGAAUGCCCGCCGCAGUCCUCCAGUUCCGCUAUAAGUCGCUGA
Staurois parvus is the source of this 395-nucleotide messenger RNA. NCBI's taxonomy places the organism in Eukaryota, Metazoa, Chordata, Amphibia, Anura, Ranidae. The record is from the annotation of a GenBank genome assembly.